UCCUAACCCACAGUUUUAUCCAGAGCAUUGUGAGUCGUGCACACACCUGUAACUCUAUAGGACAAUAUGUUGGCUGUGCUCUUCAUCCUGGGGGCAUUGUGUCCCCUAAACUUUGCAGUAAUCCCGAUUAGUUUGCUGAGUCCUGAAACAGAUGGGGUGUUGGCGAGCAAAUUCCCAAACUCUUUUCUACUGACACUGCCUGACUGCUCUACUUAUGGAACGAAGACCGUUGAGCUGCUGUACACAGAACUGGGCACCAAUAUAAACAAAACAGAAAAUUUCACGGUUCCAUCCUGUCCAGUCAGUCAGCCAGGGUUCCUUCUGAAAGACCUAAAAAAUGGAACAACUUACAACAUGACGUACAAAAUUGAAAAUGAUACAAGCACAGUCUUGACUGAUACGACUACCAACGCCAUUGAUUAUCAGCAAAUAAACAGUGGUCUUCCAGCGCGCAGUGGAGCCAUGGUGGUCAUCACCGUCAUUCUGUCUUUGGCUAUGGCGAUUCUACUGGUUGGCCUCUUUAUUAUCGUGUUCUUUUCAGGCUGAGCUCAACAUGAUGCACUUCAACACUACAUGAAAUCUAUUUCAUUUAAAAAAGAAUUAAAAUGCAUUUCAGAUACAUUUAGAAAAUUUCAGAGAGAUUUAUCUUUCAGUCUAUAUUUGGUAACAGUUUACCUGUGUGGGAUGUAACAGGGAAUUACACAAAUGUAAAUAUAUAUAUUUAUCAAUAAUUUCAAACUGAAUGGUGUAGUGCAUUUCAAAUAAAUCUUGUUCCUUAAAUACA
Molecule: messenger RNA, 784 nt
Organism: Ctenopharyngodon idella (grass carp)
Lineage: Eukaryota; Metazoa; Chordata; Actinopteri; Cypriniformes; Xenocyprididae
Gene: upk2
Exons: 5
Coding region: 67-546 (159 amino acids)
Source: RefSeq, a predicted model, not a curated record